AUGCAACUAGCCGCACAACCUUCCAUGUACGUACUGCCUCAUCAUUGUGUUCAAAAGGAAACUAGUUCAACUACCAAAGUGCGAGUUGUGUUUAACGGAUCCUCCCCUGACUCAAACGGGACAACGCUUAAUCAGCAACUUCUGCCCGGUCCUAAGCUACAAAAGGAUUUGAGCCACAUUCUCAUGAAUUUUCGCCUUCAUGCUAUAGCAGUCACAGCGGAUAUUCGACAGAUGUAUAGACAGAUUUGGUUGAAUCCAAAGCAACGUUAUCUCCAGCACAUAUUCUGGAGACCAGAUCCCGCUUCUAAUGUGCAGGAGUAUGAGUUAAAAACAGUGACAUAUGGUUUAGCACCAUCAGCAUAUCUUGCUCAACGUGUCCUUCUCCAGCUCGUCGAGGACGAAGGGCAUGAGUUCCCAUUGGCAGUACAAGCUAUCACAGAAAGCACCUAUGUGGACGAUAUUGCGCAUGGUGCCUCUACAGUUGAGGAAGCGAAGUCGCUACAGUUACAACUCGCAAACCUACUCAAUCGUGGCGGUUUCCAGCUGAGAAAAUGGGCUAGUAAUGAUCCAAUUGCUCUAGAUCAUGUUCCAGAACAGCAUCGUGAAUCUCCGUUGAAUUUCUCAAGUGACGAUCCUUCUAUUAAGAUUUUUGGAUUACGGUGGGAUCCUCGGUCUGAUACUUUCACCUAUUAUGUACAAGAAUUUGAUUCUCAAGUUACCAAGCGCACUGUUCUUUCUUAUAUCGCUCGAAUCUUUGAUCCCAUGGGGUGGUUAUCUCCAAUAGUAUUUUGGGCUAAGCAUUUUCUGCAACAGAUAUGGAUCUCUAAAGUGGGCUAUGAUGAUAUUCUGCCGCCUUCCCUAUCGGAGGCUUGGGGAAGGUUUGCUUCUCAAAUGCGGUGUCUCCGCGCACUUAAAAUUCCUCGAUACAUUCUCCAAAGUUUGCCACGUUGUUCUUGGUAG
Molecule: messenger RNA, 960 nt
Organism: Zophobas morio
Lineage: Eukaryota; Metazoa; Arthropoda; Insecta; Coleoptera; Tenebrionidae
Exons: 1
Coding region: 1-960 (319 amino acids)
Source: RefSeq, a predicted model, not a curated record